Messenger RNA from Psilocybe cubensis, 1512 nucleotides. RefSeq lists its product as uncharacterized. The transcript is spliced from 2 exons. NCBI's taxonomy places the organism in Eukaryota, Fungi, Basidiomycota, Agaricomycetes, Agaricales, Agrocybaceae. The record is from RefSeq and is a predicted model, not a curated record. The coding region runs from base 1 to 1512 and encodes 503 amino acids.
AUGUCCAAUCUUUGUGUUUCCUGCAACUCGGCAGACUCCUCAAUCCGCAGAUUUCUUCUUCGCUGUGACACCUGCAGCUCCCUUUGGCAUCACCGAUGCCAUAAACCGCCUGUAUCUGACCCUGAACUCAUUGCAAUUAUCGCACGCUUUAAUGAAGAGAAGAAAGCUGGCAAGCUCAAUCCUGCCUUUGUCUGGCGAUGUGGCUCGUGCUCGGCCCCAGCCGCCAAAUUACAAGCUGCCUUGCCUAAACGCGAUAUCCGCCAGGACUCCACGCCUCUCCCUAGCAGCUCAAAUCCUGCCAAACCUCCAGAAAAACACCGAUCUAUCGCGAUCGACGACGACGACGAUGAAAUAGUUAUCAUUGAAAAUCCACCGAAACAGGUAUCAUCCACCAAGCAAGUCAAAUUCUCUCACAAGUCUUCAAAUGCUUCCAGAGACUUUCGAGAUCCCACAGCUGGGACUAGUUCCACAAGUCUUUUUUCAACUACAGCUAAGAAAACUGUCCAUAAGCCACAAACAUCGACCAAGAGCACUGCAUCUGCUGCCUCGGUCCCUGCUCGAGCAACCAAAACGGUCGCAGUCAGACCGUCAGGCAUCCGCAUCAUCGACGAUCCUUUCUCAGGGUCCAUAGAACCGACGCCGAUACCGUCCCAACCUCCAACACGCCCACCUCUCAGAACACAUGGGUCCUCGUCAUCCAGCGCACUCGUCCCAGGGCUUCUCGAUCUGCACAUGUCCACAGAUAGAAACACGCCCGUGCGAAUGGCAGGCCAGGAUCGAAACCGCCGGCAAGACACGCUGGAAUAUGUCACCCCACCACCACCAUCAUCGAGACGACGAGAACCAGAUGUAAUCUCUCGGGGGCACACCAUAGAAUAUGUUACCCCGCCACCUCUGCCAUUGGUACGACGAGAACACGAUGUAAUUUCUCGAGGGCACACUAUAGAAUAUGCUACCCCACCUCCUCCACCAGUGGUACGCCGAGAACUAGAUGUGAUUUCUCGAGGGCACACGAUAGAAUACGUUACUCCGCCACCUCCACCAGUGGUACGACGAGAACACGAUGUAAUUUCUCGAGGGCACACGAUAGAAUAUGCUACUCCACCGCCCCCAACAUCAGUCUCUAUAAGAACAACUAUGGGCCCCCCUGCUUUGCCUCCUUCCCGAAUGUUAGGGCAUCCCCGUAUCGCUCAAAGCCUUCCCCCUAUCGCCGCCAUCGCUGAAGCUCCGGCUCGUAGACUGCUGUCAUCUUGGAUCCGUAAAGCUCAUAGCUCCGCGUAUACUGUGGAGCCCGAUAUAUGGCAAAGGUCAGCAGUGCGUCGUUUCAAUAUCAACGUUUCCGCUUCAGCUGCUAGUACUGGGGUCACGGUAUCAUCAGGCAAGUUUAAAGCUCAGAACUUGAGAAAGAGUGUAGGGAAAGAGGCGAAACUAUCGCAAGCUCCCUUCUUCUUUUCCUCGGACCUAUGGCUGAAUGCUAAGAAAGGUGUUCAGUCUUCCUAUCCUAAGGCUUGA